Molecule: messenger RNA, 3633 nt
Organism: Trypanosoma conorhini
Lineage: Eukaryota; Euglenozoa; Kinetoplastea; Trypanosomatida; Trypanosomatidae
Product: putative dihydroxyacetone phosphate acyltransferase
Exons: 1
Coding region: 1-3633 (1210 amino acids)
Cellular component (GO): mitochondrial membrane
Source: RefSeq, a predicted model, not a curated record
AUGGCCCAAGUUGACUUCGCGGGCGCCACCCAACGGUUGAAGUUCAAGAGAAUUGUCAUUAUCCCUAGUGAUGGUGCCUGUUGGAUGGGCGCGGCGUCUGUCAUCUCGCUGGCAGCAUCGCCCGUCUUUGGCCCCGCUAACCCUGGUGGUGCCGCAAGUAUCGUUGUCGUGAACCGUUUUGAUGUUCCGUGUUGUGCUCUUCGUGCGGACAAAUGCCGAGCCGGGGACGAAUGCACGGGUCCCUCCUUUGCAGCGUUUGAAUCUUUGUGUCGUGGCUUGGCAAAUGGGGCGGAGCUUAUGACGCGUGUGGCAUUUGCUGUGGAUGCAGCACGCGUAAAUGAGGCACAGCGCUUUACACCAGAUGUCAAAAACGAUCUGUAUGUUUAUCUCUCCGCUUGGAGCGACGCAGACUGCUGUGGCCACACUCCGCUUGCUUCGCUUGCUUCAAUUCGCAACAGCGGUGGAUAUCUUCUUAUUCUCUCCGACGAUGUCACGCGACGCUCUGCAUGGGGAACUGCACUGAUGCAUCUGCCUGGGUGGAGAGUGCUUGGAUGCUGUGUGUCGUCUUUUGCCCCACCUUCGCUAGAUCUGCAGCUCACGCGGUCUUUUGUGCGUCAGUGCCCUACACUAAAAGGGCUACUUGAGUGUGUCGCCCUCGGCGUUGCCACGGGGAGCGUCAAGCAACUGCCUGUGAGUUUUCGUGAUCCGUUGUAUGUUGUUCCGCUGGAUGUGGCGCUCCUCACUGCAUUGACGGCUGUUUUGUUUCGCAAUGAUGGGGAGCUUGCGUUUUUGUCGGCGGAUGCUGUCAUGCUGAACGUGGGGGUUGCGGCUGAUGGGGCGUUGGUGUGGGGAAUGGCCGCUGAAUACAUGAUGGACUACUAUGGGCGACUUGGCCCGGCGGUAAUGGGGGCAUUCCCGUUUCCGCAGCUGCUUGACACGCAGCCAACGUUGCAGCUAGCCGCCAACGUCACAGACUGGGUGAACUACGGGGUCUCCUUGAUGAUGCCGUUCCGGUGCUAUUACGCCUGCCAGGCGGACCAGCGUCGGAAACGACUUCUGAGCCAACUGCCCGACUCCAGGACCACCGAAUACGUAUGUGGGGCCCUUAACGACAUUGACGCGGCGGUUCACCGCAUUACUGCGAUGGCUGCAGCCCAUGUGACGGUUCCACCCUCCAAAGAUCCUCCAGCUGCCGCCAAACCACCGUGGAAGGACGCGGCUCCCAACACAAACUAUUAUCAACUGUUGUUGCAACGAGUGGCGCAGGACACGUCCCUGCGACACCUCCUUCCCUUCAUUUCCGUGAAGAAUGUUCAGUGGGAUUUGUACAUAAAGGUCGUUGCUCAGGCAGUAGUGGAGCGCGUCGCGUGGCAACUUUUUGAAUUUCCCUACACUUUACCCUCGCCUGUCCCUUUAUACCAUAAUGACAUCGUUUUCCACGGCGUACGCAGAGUACCGUCAACCUCGUUGUCUCCCCGCAAAUGGUUUACCGAUGUGCAUUGGAUGGCGCGAUGUGGAAUGAACGCCGAUGGGGAGCGGUUUGCCGCUUCGCCCAUGCUUACUAAGGAGUCAAUGUCACAAAUCUUGGCAUGUCCGAGCGUGUUGCGCAUCAUUGAGGAGGUGGCGGCGAAGGAAAAGUCUUCAAAUGCCGUCGUGCGCAGGCGUGCUGCGGCGAUCCUCCGUACCGUUGGUGCCAACCUUAACCAAUUGCAACUCCGUGUCUUUGGCCUCUUUGUGCGCCGGGUAUUUUUUCGCCUGUAUGACGAAGUGAGCCUUAACACGGGGGCCUUUGAACGUCUCUACAAGGUGUUGAACACACCCCGCGUGGGGGUUGUGCUGCUUCCCGCGCAUCGCUCCUACGUGGAUUUUCUUAUAAUGACGUAUCUGCUCGUCGUGAUGGGGUUCUCACCGCCGCAUGUUUGUGCGGGCGAUGACUUCCUAAGAAUGGGGCCCAUCGCAAAGCUCAUGCGUGGCAGCGGCGCUUUUUUCAUGCGUCGCUCGUUUCGUGACGACCGCCUCUACUACACGCUUUUCAGGGAGUACGUUAGACACCUUGUGCUUCAGCGUCAGGCUGUGGAAUUCUUCAUUGAGGGCACACGAAGCAGGACCGGCAAGACGCUUUCCCCAAAGCUGGGCAUCCUCCGCUUCAUCACCGACACCUUCUUUGAGGCGCAGUCGGAGCUGGACGAUGUGUACUUUCUUCCCAUCAGCCUCUCCUACGACGAGCUCUUGGAGGCCCGGCUGUACGCGGAUGAACAGUUUGGCGUGUCAAAGCCGCGCGAGAACAUCAGCAAUUUGCUUAGGGCGCGUUCGCUAUUGAACACGCGGCAUGGUAAAAUUCACGUGUACGUUGGCGAAGCGUUUUCGUUGCGUCAUUUCCGUGACCAGCCGUAUCAGUGUCCUGCGCCGUUUACGCCGCGCGAGGAAAAUGUUGGUCUGUCUCAGCGUCGCGCGAGGCACCCAACCCCACCGCAGGUACUGUUGAACUUGGCGUGGCACGUCACGCACAGCAUUGAGGAAAAUACGGUCAUCACCCCCACAGCUCUCGUUGCUACGGUGCUAAAUGUAUUUGGACCAACAGCAGAAGGUAUGCCACUGGCGGAGGUUCAUGCGCGGAUGUCAUGGCUGCGCACAAAUAUUGUGAAGCGGAAAGGCGCCCUUAGCGGCGAUUGCAAAAAGGACGACGUGGAAGAAAUCACACGUAAGGGAAGCACGCACCUGCGAGACUUUGUUGAGGUUUCAGACAAUGGUGCAGGGCGAAUUGUGGUUCGCCAGGAGGUUGGAGCUUUCAUGGCUCUCACCAUCUGCAGCAACCAACUGCUUCAUGUCUUUUUGGACGAGGCCGUGGUUGCGGUGGCCGCUCGGAUGUACGGUACGCUUAAUGACAAGGGAAACACAGUAAGCGUGGAACGCCAACAGUUGCAGGGUGGCUGUCGCCAACUGCGUCAAUUGCUCUCCUCGGAGUUUCAGGACUACCUCCCUUUUUGUCCCUACACGUUUGCUUCGUGGUUUGAACACGUCCUCUCGCGAUUUUUAUCGUGUGGUGAGACCAACUCUGAAAGCGACGCCUCCUUGAGCCUCCGCGGCACGACCGCCGACGGCCAGAGGAAUAACAAUAAUGAGUUAUCCAGGAGAACAACAAAUGUCAUUGUCAUGCCAGUGACGAGGCUUUUCCGAUUUUUGAUAGCCACCCUCUCUCCCUUCCUAGAAGCGCUAUUUUUUCUCUCUCUAGCGGUCUGUGCAGUUGUUGAGUCAGGGUCUGAGACGGUGUUGCACAAAUCGCCGCUGCUGAAGGCCUGUCAAACGUGCAUUCUGAAACUACACGACACCCAACGCGCUGUGCGCCCUCAGUCGGGCGGCAGCGAUACGUUAAAAAACUCUCUCGAGGGCAUUGCCUUGCUGCACAACCUCCAACUCGAUGCCGCCGCGAAGGAAGCUGCUUAUGUGAUACCCGCGACGACCGACCGCAGCGUGCUGCUGACGCAACUGCGGCAUCUCAUGAGUCACGUCUGCGGCAUGUGCCUCUCCUUCCCUGAAUUGUCUCAGGAGGAGACACAGAGAACGGUGCAGCGUGACCUCCUUAAGGAGUAUUUGCAGCAACUGGCAGCAAUGACUCGGCCGUCUAAGAUGUGA